Messenger RNA from Vigna umbellata (rice bean), 1065 nucleotides. The record is from RefSeq and is a predicted model, not a curated record. NCBI's taxonomy places the organism in Eukaryota, Viridiplantae, Streptophyta, Magnoliopsida, Fabales, Fabaceae.
GUUUUGCUGCAUGUGCUUCGUCUUUUGGUUUGGAGUUGUUUAAGGGAAAGAAGAGUAUGGAAUCUGCGGAAGCCAAGCUUUUGCAUGAUGGGUAUAAGAGGACGCAAGUGGGUCAGAGUUAUCAGCCUAAGGAAGUGAAUCGGUUCUUUGAAACCCUGAAAGGUGCUCAAGUUUUCGCUACAAGAAGCUGCAUGGAGAUUGAAGGUGAGUUUCUGAAAUCGCUUGAAAGUUUAUCUGGGAAGUUGGUAAUUCCAAUUGGGUUGCUUCCAGCUUCGCCAGAAGACAGCAAUGACCACAACUGGUACACCAUUCUUAACUGGUUAGAUAAAUGGGAUAAGGGGUCAGUGAUCUAUGUAGCAUUUGGAACUGAGGUCAAGCUGAGUGAUGAAGACUUCACUGAAAUUUCUGUGGCAUUAGAAUUGUCUGGUUUUCCUUUUUUUUGGGCUGUGAAGAAUCGAAACAUCUCAGGUGGUAGUGUUGAGUCACAGGAUUGGAUUGAGAAUGAGUCAAAAAGGGGAAUGAUUUGGAGAACAUGGGCACCUCAGUCAAGGAUUUUAGCACACAAAUCUGUUGGAGCAUUCCUCACUCACUGUGGUUGGAACUCAAUGAUAGAGGGUCUCCAAGUGGGCUGCCCACUUGUAAUGUUGCCUUUCCAAUAUGAUCAAUGGUCGAAUGCUAAGUUUAUGGAGGAGAAGAAGGUAGGGGUUAAAGUACACAGAAAUGAGCAUGAUUCCAAGUUUACUAGGGCUUCGGUGGCCAAGGCACUCACAUCAGUGAUGUCGGAAGAGGAAGGGAAAUAUCUUAGAAAAGAAGCACAAGAGAUGAGUAAAAUAGUUGGGGACAAACAACUGCAACUAAAAUAUGUGAAUGAGUUUGUUGAUUACAUGAAAAACAAUAGGUCUGCCUAUAAUUAGUAUAAUGGCAAGUUGUAUUAAAGGAAGACUUUGAUUUUCUCUUAGAGUUUGCCAAUCUAGGAGCAAGUCAGUCCAACCUAGAAGUGAACAAAGAAGCCUACCUAUCUUUACAAUACUUUUUCUAUAGUAGUUAUGUCUUCGUUUUUUCUUA